AUGGAUGAUAAUCUGCUAGAGAGUGAUGAUAACAAAUGCGAGGGUCAUUUAAAAAAUAAGAAAGGACCUUACAAAAUUUAUUUACAUAAUACACGAUAUGAUAUAAUAAGAAAAGUUGUAAAUGAUUCAGAAGAUUGGAUGGAGGCUGGAAUAAAUUGUAAGGAGUGGGAUGUGAUGUGGAUAGAUACAUCAAUAUGUGAAGAAAGAUUUAGAAAACUAAAAAAGUUUCAAAAAAUAAAUCAUUUUAUUGGUAUGCGUGGUAUAACAAGAAAAGAUGAAUUAAGUAAACAUUUGAAAAAAAUGAAAAAAUAUUUUCCUCAGUGUUAUAAUUUUUUCCCUAUGACUUGGAUACUACCAAAUGAACUAUCAGAUUUUAAAAAUUAUUUUAAAAAAAAAGGUAGUUCAAAAACAUAUAUAGUAAAAUUAAAAAAUUCUUGUCAAGGUAAAGGAAUAUAUUUAACACAAAAUUUAGAUAAUAUUAAUAAAUAUGAAAGUUGUAUAAUUCAAAAAUAUAUACAUAAACCAUUAUUAAUAAAUGGAUUAAAAUUUGAUAUAAGAUUAUAUGUAUUAAUAACGGGUUCUGAUCCUUUAAGAAUAUUUUUACAUGAAGAAGGUUUAGUUCGAUUAUCUAUAGAAAAAUAUAAAUUACCUAAAAAUAAAAAUCUAAAACAUAUUAAUAUGCAUUUAACAAAUUUUUCUAUUAAUAAAAUGUCAGAUAAAUUUGAAUAUUCUAUAAAUCCUGAUGAUGCAACUAUAGGUCAUAAAAGAAGUUGGAAAGUAUUUCUACAAAGAUUAAAACAAGAAGGAUUACCAAUGGAUUCUAUUAUGAAAAAAAUAGAACAUCUAAUUGUAAAAACUAUUUCUUCAAUACAACCAGAAUUAAAUCAUUAUUAUAAUUCUGCUCAUUAUAGUGACUAUUCCAACAGUAUGUGCUUCGAAAUUCUAGGUUUUGAUAUACUUUUAGAUUAUAAAUUAAAACCAUGGUUAUUAGAAGUUAACCACUCUCCAUCAUUCUCUGUAUAUUCAAAAGUAGAUCAUAAAGUUAAAUAUGCUGUUAUAAAAGAUACAUUAAAUAUUCUAUAUAUGCAAUCCAAAUAUAGACAAAUAUAUAUACAAGAAUAUUUAAAUUUACAAAAAUUUAGAAAAUUAUAUAAUGAUUUAUUAAUACAACAUAAAAAUGAAUUAAAAAAAAAAUUAACUAUAAGCAGAUUUCACUAUGAAAAUAAUAACUUAGGAGGAUAUAAAAGAUUAUAUCCUCUUCAAGAUUUAUUAGAAUAUCAAAAUUUAAUUCUUUUUGUAUCCAAUGCAUGGAAUAAAUCUAUUGGAAUACCUUAUACUUUGAAACCACAAUCAUACGAUUAUUUAUUUCAAAAAGAUAUGACAAAACAGAAAAUAUCUAACGAUUCAUUUCACAAGAAAAAUCAAAAUUAUAUAGAAGAUUAUAACAUAACUAUGUUAACAAAAAAAAAAAAUAUACACAGCAUAACAGAUACAUUAAAAAAUAUGAAUACAAUGAAUAUUAUAAAAAAAUAUGACUCAUCUCAUACGCGUUUAAAAAAUAAUUUGAACUACAACAAUGUAUAUGUAAACACAUCCAACGUGAAUAUAAGUAACUGUUCAACGUCUUGUUGA
Plasmodium adleri (nom. inval.) is the source of this 1632-nucleotide messenger RNA. Its product is annotated as tubulin--tyrosine ligase, putative. The transcript has a single exon. Gene Ontology annotation, biological process: protein polyglutamylation; microtubule cytoskeleton organization. Lineage: Eukaryota; Apicomplexa; Aconoidasida; Haemosporida; Plasmodiidae. Gene Ontology annotation, molecular function: tubulin binding; tubulin-glutamic acid ligase activity. Gene Ontology annotation, cellular component: cilium. The record is from RefSeq and is a predicted model, not a curated record. Bases 1 to 1632 code for a protein of 543 amino acids.